GCAGAUUCAUCCCACAGGAUCCGUAAGGAGAAGCUUAAAACCAUCGUUCCGUACCAAACCGUUCAUCUCCAAAACCCGGUUCCCGUCAGUUUGUACGGUUCUGUCCUCUCCAGCAGUAUUAGCUCGGUGUGUUUGUGGUUCUGAGGUGAAAUAAGAGGAAUAAUGUCGUCGGGAAGCCCUGAAUACUCGUCGUUCUUCGCAGUGAUGGGCGCAUCAGCGGCGAUGGUCUUCAGCGCGUUGGGCGCGGCGUAUGGCACGGCGAAGAGCGGCACGGGGAUCGCUGCCAUGUCUGUGAUGCGUCCGGAGCUGAUCAUGAAGUCCAUCAUUCCUGUGGUCAUGGCGGGAAUCAUCGCUAUCUACGGGCUGGUGGUGGCCGUCCUCAUCGCCAACAGCAUCUCAGACAAGAUCACUCUGUACAAGAGUUUCUUGCAUCUGGGCGCAGGGCUGAGUGUGGGUCUUAGUGGGCUGGCGGCCGGGUUCGCCAUCGGCAUCGUGGGAGACGCGGGCGUCCGUGGCACCGCCCAGCAGCCGCGCCUCUUCGUGGGCAUGAUCCUCAUUCUGAUCUUCGCUGAAGUUCUGGGUCUCUACGGCCUCAUCGUAGCCCUGAUUCUCUCAACCAAAUAAACUGGCAGUCAGCAUGCGGCGCUGCCGGACCGCAAGACAGGGCGCGUGAAACAAAACAAAAAAGUGGGAAGGGGGG
Molecule: messenger RNA, 700 nt
Organism: Cyprinus carpio (common carp)
Lineage: Eukaryota; Metazoa; Chordata; Actinopteri; Cypriniformes; Cyprinidae
Product: V-type proton ATPase 16 kDa proteolipid subunit c
Biological process (GO): proton transmembrane transport
Cellular component (GO): proton-transporting V-type ATPase, V0 domain
Molecular function (GO): proton-transporting ATPase activity, rotational mechanism
Source: RefSeq, a predicted model, not a curated record